AUUAUUGUAAAUUCCAGAAUGCAAGUUCGUAUCAAACUGUCAGUUGCAAAAGGUUGGCGGAAUCGGAACCCUCUAUUUGAUCAUGUGACCCAAAGGAACAUCAUUGAAUAGGUUGCAAGAUCAGACGUUAUAAUUCCAGAAUACAGCAAAACAUGAAUUAAUCACCCAACUCGAAUUAUUCAUGGAAUUUUGGCAUGCCUCCCAUCCCCAAAGAUUUUCUGGAAUCACAACACGCAGCAACGCGCAGCUUGCGCUGAUUACUUAGGGGCCUACUUCUUUCCACCACGAGUAUUGCGACUGUCAUACGUACUGAGUUCGCCUCGAGGAGGGCUUCGGAUUAAUUGCUGCAGUUAACGAUAAAUCUGCAGCUUCAUACCUCCAUACGCAUACCUAGCGUCACUUGGGCCUUAUACUUCUCGAAAUCUAAGGGAGAUUGUAUACUUAAGGAUCACCGGGGCGAAAAAAGAGGUUAAGGGAAAAAAUGGCUGCACCAUCCCUUGAGAGAAAUCAAAAUGGUAACGUCCGAUUUAAUGGAUGUUCGAGUAUCCGCGACUUCGAACUUUUGGGAAAGCUUGGAGAAGGUACUUUUGGUGAGGUCUAUAAGGCAAGGUCGAAAAGGGAGGCUUCUGUUGUUGCUCUGAAAAAGAUCCUUAUGCAUAAUGAAAAGGAUGGUUUUCCAAUAACGGCGUUGCGUGAAAUCAAAUUGCUCAAAAUGCUCUCACAUCCCAAUAUUCUCCAGCUCAGAGAGAUGGCUGUAGAGCGAAGCAAAGGAGAAGGACGAAAGAAGCCAAGCAUGUAUAUGGUUACUCCGUAUAUGGAGCAUGAUCUCUCGGGACUUCUGGAAAACCCAGCCGUGCAUUUUACCGAGCCACAGGUCAAAUGUUAUAUGCUACAGCUCCUCGAAGGGCUUAAAUAUCUACACGAGAGUCGUAUCUUGCAUCGUGAUAUGAAAGCUGCAAACUUACUUAUUAGUAACAGAGGUAUCCUUCAAAUUGCUGAUUUCGGGCUUGCACGUCCAUAUGAUGAGCCACCGCCUCAGUCUGGUAAGGGUGGUGGAGAGGCAAGAAGAGACUAUACGACUCUCGUCGUCACUAGGUGGUAUCGUCCUCCAGAGCUUCUCCUCCAACUUCGGCGUUAUACAACUGCUAUUGAUAUGUGGGGUGCUGGGUGCGUCUUUGGUGAAAUGUUUAGGGGGAAACCCAUUCUUGCUGGAAAUAGCGAUCUUAACCAAGCACAACUUAUAUUCAAUCUGGUGGGCACACCCUCUGAGGAGAAUAUGCCUGGAUGGAGUUCACUUCCAGGUUGUGAAGGUGUCAAGAGUUUCGGAUUCAAACCAGGGAAUCUACAUCAAGUGUUUAGAGAUCUAAGUCCUACUGCCUUAUCACUGCUCAGUGAGCUACUCAAACUGGAUUGGCGAAAAAGGAUAAGUGCAAUUGACGCACUGAAACACCCUUACUUCUUCAGCGACCCGCUUCCAGCACGUCCUGGCGAGCUGCCGUAUUUUGAAGACUCUCACGAAUUUGAUAGAAAGAAAAAUCGUGGGCAACGAGCGGUAAUGCCUCCUGCUCCGCCAGGUGGGUCCAUUGGUAUGGCUCCAAGUGGAGGGUGGACAAAUCCCGGAGCUAGAUCAGGCACGGAAAGCAGAAAUAGCCGUAUCCCCGGUGCUGCACGCGCUAGCAAGUCGAAUCCAAUCGGAAGCCAUGGCAACCAUUUUCGGCGCGCAAAUGAUAAUAGAGGCAACGAGGUUCAUUCGACACGAGCGAGACAAGGUACUGAGAGCAUAAAUCAACCGUUCCAAAUACCACAGAGAGACGGCGGUUUACCGCCCAAACCACCAUUACCUAUCCACCAAACAUGGGGCGGGAAUCAGUUCAACAGAGCCGGAAAGGAUAGAAUGCAUCAGAAUCGAUUCGGUGGUCGACCAGAGACAAGUGUGGACUCUUAUGUCCCCAGCUAUAGUGGCAUAGGUGAUCGGGUACGGGAGAAGGAUGGCGAUAGUUCGAGCCCCAGUGCUGAUUAUCGCCAUUCCAGAUUUGAACAAGCAAACAGAAGAGAUAGAGAUAACCACCGGGAUUAUAAUUCAAGGAGACGAAGCCGAAGUCCUGCCCCGAGGAAAGGGGACAGAGCCAUAGAUAGAGGGCUAUACCGUCGGUAUUAGAAGAACGAAAAGGUUCUCAUCUCUCGUCACCUGAACUCCUGUGUAUGCAAUUAAAUACGAUCGUUCUCACAGUCGUACUUUAGACGAAAAAGCAUUGUAAGGAUUCAGCUCU
Messenger RNA from Aspergillus ruber CBS 135680, 2270 nucleotides. RefSeq names its product CDC2/CDK family serine/threonine-protein kinase. Gene Ontology annotation, molecular function: ATP binding; cyclin-dependent protein serine/threonine kinase activity. Bases 482 to 2158 code for a protein of 558 amino acids. The record is from RefSeq and is a predicted model, not a curated record. Gene Ontology annotation, cellular component: nucleus. NCBI's taxonomy places the organism in Eukaryota, Fungi, Ascomycota, Eurotiomycetes, Eurotiales, Aspergillaceae. Gene Ontology annotation, biological process: protein phosphorylation. The transcript is spliced from 8 exons.